Molecule: messenger RNA, 744 nt
Organism: Ilex paraguariensis (yerba mate)
Lineage: Eukaryota; Viridiplantae; Streptophyta; Magnoliopsida; Aquifoliales; Aquifoliaceae
Source: the annotation of a GenBank genome assembly
AUGUGGGACUUCAUAACUAAGGAGGCUAGGCAUGUUUUCAGAGCACACACAUUAUACGGGGAGAUAUUGCUCUCAUUUCUUAAUUCUAUUACUUUGAAUAAUGAUUCUUUAGACAAAAUGGCCCAUUGGGUUCCUUCUCAUGUUUGUACAGAAGUGAGACCAGCAAGUGAUGAAGAACUUCCAUCCUCGUAUGUUGAGGAAUACAGAUGUGCAUUGGAUGCAGAAACUAUCAAAUAUGUUGGUGAAGCUUAUCCAAAAGGUGUUUCUUCAGUUUACUGUACUAGUGGAAAAGACGUGGAAGAGCCAGGAUCGGAUUUUGAGCUAGUUGUGGUGAUUUUAGCUACUCGACAUAGCCCGCAAAACUUCUGCAAUGGAAGUUGGCGCUCAAUAUGGAACAUUGUUUUUAAGGAUGAUGUACAAACUGUGGAAGUAAGAGGUAAAAUGCAGGUAGGAGCUCAUUACUUUGAAGAAGGAAAUGUUCAGUUAGAUGCAAAACAUGAAUGCAAGGAUUAUUCAAUAUUUCAGUCCCCUGAUGAUUGUGCUGUUUCCUUGACCAACAUUAUUCGGCACCAUGAGACGGAGUACCUGGCUUCACUUCAGGCAUCCUAUAUAAAUUUGCCAGAUACCACUUUCAAGGACCUCCGAAGGAAGCUCCCAGUUACUCGAACAUUAUUCCCAUGGCAUAACAUGUUGCAAUUCAGCCUGACAAGGGACAUCUCAAAGGAACUUAGAAUUGGAAAGUAA